Messenger RNA from Carya illinoinensis, 2184 nucleotides. RefSeq lists its product as uncharacterized. The coding region runs from base 463 to 1902 and encodes 479 amino acids. NCBI's taxonomy places the organism in Eukaryota, Viridiplantae, Streptophyta, Magnoliopsida, Fagales, Juglandaceae. The record is from RefSeq and is a predicted model, not a curated record. The transcript has 3 exons.
GUUUUGUCCGUAAAAAGCUUGCCUUCCAUUGUGAAACUGAAGCGGGGUGUUUUUUUCCCUUAUGGGUGUGAUGGAAUGGUAGUUGAAAAUGAUCGGAGAUUUUUGCCAUUUAAAAUUUUGUUGAAAUGUUACGCAAAUAUAUUUUGAGAUGGAAAAAAAAAUUCCGGAGUGAGUUUUUUUCUUCCCCAAUAAAAUCUCAUUCAGAUAUUACUAUAUUGACAGAGAUGUAAGAGCCAAGAAACGGGGACGACUAUGGGGCUCUCGGAACCAACUCCUCUGUCCCCAAAUCCAUAUGACUUUAGCGGCAAAUCUAGAAAACCUAGUUCGUGUAAGUGCUAGGAUUCAUGGACCAAAUAAAUACAAUAAGCCUUUGCUGAGUUAAGAUAGUUGCAAGCAAUUGUUUGGGUUUUCAUAUGCUUCGAUUGGGGACUUGAAUAAAUGCUGUACUUGAUAUAGUACCAUAUGAGAGAUUUGAGUUUUGCCACCAGUGGCGCCUAUAAGAGAGGUUAUAAUGUAAUGGCUGAAGAAGAGGAAAGAGCAGAAUGGCAGCAUACAGCAAACCGUGACUACUUUUCCCAAGAAGAUGCAAGGAGAGCUCCAAAAAUUUCUCACUCCCCAUCAUCAUCAUCCUCAAAAUCAGAGUCUGAUGUUGCCCCUGAUAAUGCUGGACGUGGACUUGAUCAUCCCUCCCCAAUUGACAAGCCAUAUUCUGAUCCACCAAUCACCAUGAAAUGGUGGUUGAACCCGCAACCAAACCUUGGGCGCCACAAAGAUUUUACAUAUGAACAGCUAAAUGUCUUGGAGGCUGAUCUUGAAGUUUUGAGUUCUGACUUUGUUAAUAAAACUCCAAAGAUUAGUGACAGUGACCAAAUGAAGAAAGAAUUUUGUUAUCAGUUUGUUAUAAAGAAUAAUGAUUCUUCUUCCGUGGAGAAACCUUGGCAGGUUACUGCCACUUGUGUAAAAAAUGAAAAUGAUCCUGGAAAACCUGAACUCAAGGCUGUAACUGGUUAUCAGUUGCAAAGAAAUACUAACAAAAAGGACUUGGGAGAGUUCUGGUACUUGGAAGAUAAAUUCAUGGGCUUGGAUUCUUUCAACUGCUUGGUCCCUGAACAAGCCAUGAAGCUUUCAUCUGAUCUUGGAUCUGAUUGGGUCGGAUCUGAGAAGACUGAACCCUGGUGGCGCUCUGCUGGUCAAGAUGAGUUGGCUUCCUUAGUUGCUCAGAAGUCACUUGAAAAUAUUGAGAAUUGUGAUCUUCCACGACCCCAGGCCAAGCAUUUUAGGAAAGGUCCAUCUGCACGUACAGAGUGUUUCGACCAUGAUGGGGUUUCAGCUUCAUCAAAUCAAAUGGUUGAUACGGAUUUCUCCAAUCUGGAGAAGUAUAACUGUGAAAGCCUCACUACAGAUCUCUCACUGCAGAAUUUAGACCAGGCUUUCAGCCACAGUACUGGUAAUAGUACAACCAAGGAUGAGAUAGACAAUGAUCCUAGCAAGAUUGAGUUGUUGGAGGCACUAUGUCAUUCUCAAACUCGAGCAAGGGAAGCUGAGGAAGCUGCACAGCAAGCCUAUGCUGAUAAGGAGCAUAUUAUCAUGCUCUUUUUUAGACAGGCGUCACAACUCUUUGCUUAUAAGCAGUGGUUCCAUCUACUGCAGAUUGAGAAUCUAUGCCUCCAGCUUAAGAACAAAAACCAACCAAUUUCCAGCCUCUUUCCAGAUGUCUUACCCUGGGUUCCACACAAAGGCAGGCAAGUGAGGAAGGCCCGACACAAGGCUGGGAAGCGAAAGCGAAGUAAACAGAGAAGUGAAAUUAGAAAAUGUGCGGUUGCUUUUGCUGUGGGAUUGGGUCUUGCCAGUGCUGGUUUGCUUCUUGGUUGGACCAUGGGGUGGCUGUUUCCACGUCUUUAAAUUGUUCUUUGUUUAUGGCUGUGAAUGAGACUCUUGUGCAGUUAGGUAACAUGCUUGAUUGGAUUGGAAUCUGCUUUCCAUUUUGAUCAUUGGAUUGCAUGGUGAGGCAUGUUUCAAAUUGGUAACGUUUUCUCAACUUCUGUAAGUAUGCAUGACGUGUUUAGAGUUGUUUAUUAUGUAUAGAUUAAAGUACAUAAUUUGUACACUAUACCUGACCAAGAUGUACAUAUAUGUUAUUAAGUAAAACAUAUUGAUAUAGAUUUUCUGCCUUUUAAAAAGAAA